AACGUCGUGCAGUUAGAAGCUCUAAUCCAUCUCUCUCCGAGUAGGAAUCGUCUCUCGACAGGCCACAAGCCUUUAAAGCCUCUCCUCCAUUGUAAUCUAGUUGCGUUGGAUAAUAGCCUUCAAGGACUUCUGCUUCAUCCAUCCACAAGACGCAGGAAACCCGGACAGAUCCCCCUAAAAUGUGGAAGACUUGCACAGAGCUGUCUAGACCAGAUGCUGUCAAAAUUCUAGCUAGAUCCGACAUAAUUGGUCAUGGGGGCCUUAACCAACUAGGCGGAAUGUUUGUGAAUGGCCGGCCGCUUCCGGAGGUGAUCCGGCAGCGCAUCGUGGACAUGGCGCACCAGGGCGUGCGGCCGUGCGACAUCUCCCGCCAGCUGAGGGUCAGCCACGGCUGCGUCAGCAAGAUCCUGGGCCGAUACUACGAGACUGGCAGCAUCAAGCCAGGGGUCAUCGGCGGCUCCAAGCCCAAGGUAGCCACACCCAAAGUGGUGGAGAAGAUAGCCGAGUACAAGAGGCAGAACCCCACCAUGUUCGCCUGGGAGAUCAGAGACAGGCUCCUGGCCGAGGGAGUGUGCGACAGCGACACCGUGCCCAGUGUCAGCUCCAUCAACAGAAUUAUUAGAACAAAAGUGCAGCAGUCCUUCAACCUGCCGCUGGAUAGCAAAGGACUGAGCCCCGGACACACACUGAUCCCCAGCUCUGCGGUCACCCCGCCCGAGUCCCCCCAGUCCGACUCUCUGGGAUCCACCUACUCCAUUAGCGGCCUGCUGGGCAUCCCACAAGCCACCACGGAGGGCAAGCGGAGCCACGACGACAGUGACCAGGAGAGCUGUCGGCUGAGCGUGGACUCUCAGAGCAGCGGAGGUGGCCCCAGGAAGCAGCUGAGGCCGGAGCACUUCCCCCCCACACAGCACCUGGACUGCGGCUUCGAGCGCCACCACUACCCCUCUGACGCCUUCGGCUCCGCCACCGCCAGCAAAACAGAGCAGGCUUUAUACCCUCUGUCCCUCAUCAAUGGAAGCCUAGAGGAUGGGAAGUCCAGCCUGUCAACAUCGAGUGCAGCCAUUGGUCGCAACCUGUCCGCGCACCAGAGUUACGCUGUUGUUGCAGAUCCCCUACAGCCCCUCCCACUCUGUCUGAAACAGGAAAUGUCGCCCGAGGUGACCAGCUCGAGCCCCUCCCCCAGCAUCAUAGCCAACUCCGCCUUCCUGGACCUCCAGGCCAUUCAGGCGCCGGUGUCCGUCAGCAACAGCUGCGGCGGCUCCGCCUCCCAUUUCUCUCAUGCCUUCAACUCAUUUUCCCAUCAUGCACCGGUCUACGGGCAGUUCAGCAGCCAAUCGCUCAUCGCAGGGAGAGAUAUGGUCAGUUCCAGUCUCCCCGGGUACCCUCCACACAUCCCCUCUGCUGGCCAGACAGGCUACUCCUCCUCCGCCAUCACAGGGAUGGUAGCAGGUGCGGAUUACACUGGCCAGACCUACACCCACUCCCCCUACACCUCCUACAGCGACGCAUGGAGAUUCACCAACUCAGGCAUUCUCGGUUCGCCAUAUUACUACAGCACUGCCUCCCGAGCUGCAGCCCCCUCCACCGCUGCCUACGACCACCUCUAGUGUCCAGACGAGAUCCGUGAUCCGGGAGAAGGAGCGAAGAAGCCGCAAAGAGAUUUAAAGUUCCUCUGGGAGGAGGAAAUGAGGGAGUCCGAGCAGAUGAAUUGUAAUGGCGUCCUGCGCAAAACUGUUGGCCGGCGGUGAUGUCUGUAGGAAUCACGGACCAUUAGGCUAGCCUCGCUACUGGCCACUGGUGCCAUUAAUUUAUUUAUUGUAGUUCAGGGGGGCCCAACCCCGCUAUUGAAAAAUCUACCACCAUUGCAGGUUUUUAAAAGUCUCGACGCUAAUCAAACGCACCUGGUGGUCAUGUGCAGAGAAUGUCUCAGAGGGGCUCGAUCAGCAGAAUCAGAAGAGGUCUAAUGGAGUGGCAACAGAACACAGCCAUGGGGGUAGGUAGGCAGGUAGGCAGGUAGAUGAGGGCAGGACUGCAAGGGGCAGGGUUGGGCACCUCUGCUGUGAGUGUCUCUCUCUCUCUCUCACAGCAGUGAAUUACAAACGCGCACAAGUUUACACAAGCUCCUCAUACACAGUAGUGUUCCUGUGUAUGUGUCUCCUGGACGUGUACACAGAGACACCGUCUCCUUCUCCACUGCAUUUCUGGCCAGGGGAAUGCUGGUCAGUCAGUGCCUGCUCUCCUUCUCCUGGCUCCAUCUUAACAUGGCAACCAAAGAUUUUAUUUUUUUCCUGCUCUUUCUUCUUCUCAUUUGCCAUUCUAUUUGAUGGUACAGUAUGAAGGAAUCCCCAGCACAGGGUGAGACGUGUAGCUCGGUGAGAGAGGGAAUUAGGCUAUUAAAGAACAUUUUUUUUUGCUCAUUCUUUCCACACUAUUCGCAGACUUUAUCUCUGAUAUUAAUUUGAGUUCUUAAUCCCCGAGUGUUCAUCUCCAUUAAGAUUUUCCUCUGAGCUCUCUGAUCUGGCAGACAUUCGGUAUUAAAUUCCAAGCUGAGGAGAUGCUGUCGGUGUAGCACUGUCCACUGAUACACUGUUAUAGCAUGAAGUAUUUCUAUUGAGUCCACAAUGUCCCUAUAUUUUAUCAAAUAAUUUUCAGAUUACCAGUUUUAUGUGAUGGUAUUGAACUGUACUACAGACACUGUGCGUGAUUGCAGUUACUUUUCUGAUAAUUGUACUCAUGCAGCAUGAGUACCUCCCAGACAGUACCUGUUAACAGGAAGAAUGUACGUUCAACAAACGUAUAUAAAUGUAUAGUCAUACAUAAAAGUGCUCAUCUGCAAAAUGUUACAUGUUUACAGUUUGGGGGCAAUAUGUAUAUAAUGUAUAUGGUGAUCUGUUAUUACUGAAAAAAAAAGAAAUGCAGUUUUAUCUUUAAAAUAAUUUUAAAGCUGUCCACGUAGGGAUGGAGUUAAGCAAUGUAUGAUGAAGUGUUUUCAAAGGCUAUUAUUUCUCUCCUAUAUAUAUAUGUUCCAAUUUUUCUGUCAUGCUAAUGUUUUUUGCAAGACCUUGUGAUUCAAGUUUGUUUUUACUUUUACUGUCAAUAAUAUUAUUAAAGUGUAAAUAUUGAAUUUUUACAGAACUAUUUUAAUUAAAUAAAGCAUGACAAAGUCGA
Messenger RNA from Sardina pilchardus (European sardine), 3171 nucleotides. RefSeq names its product paired box 8 (gene pax8). The record is from RefSeq and is a predicted model, not a curated record. NCBI's taxonomy places the organism in Eukaryota, Metazoa, Chordata, Actinopteri, Clupeiformes, Clupeidae. Bases 180 to 1610 code for a protein of 476 amino acids. The transcript has 12 exons. Gene Ontology annotation, biological process: anatomical structure development; regulation of transcription by RNA polymerase II. Gene Ontology annotation, molecular function: DNA-binding transcription factor activity, RNA polymerase II-specific; RNA polymerase II cis-regulatory region sequence-specific DNA binding.